This is a messenger RNA of Pelecanus crispus (Dalmatian pelican), 1018 nucleotides long. The record is from RefSeq and is a predicted model, not a curated record. Lineage: Eukaryota; Metazoa; Chordata; Aves; Pelecaniformes; Pelecanidae.
GUGUAUGUCCCUAGAGUGUGCUGACAUUUAAUGUUCUGUAAGUAUCAUAAACCUGAACUCUAACAUCCUUGUACCGUACAAUGGCUUUCUUACUUUGUGCAGUUGAUCUAGCUACGGUAAUAAUCAGUAAUUUUGAACUGUACCUAGGUGAAGCACUCCUGCCUGAAUUGGUUUUCAUAUAGACUGUCAAUUGUAGAUAAUUUGCAUUUAAUAUAUAGUGCUGUUUAAACUCAUGUUGGUCACUUUAAAAAAUUUACUACAGAUAUUAGAAAAUUUGGAACAAGGCUUAGCUGAAGAUGGAACUAUGACUAACAUUACACAGGAGAACAGACAAGCCUCUGUUCAGCUGUGGAGGUCACGUCUGGGCCGGGUGAUGUACUCCAUGGCAAACUGUCUGCUAAUGAUGAAGGACUAUGUCCUUGCUGUAGAUGCUUAUCACACCGUCAUCAAAUAUUACCCACAGCAAGAGCCUCAGCUGCUGAGCGGAAUUGGAAGGAUUUUCCUUCAGAUUGGAGACAUAAGAACUGCAGAAAAGUAUUUUCAAGACGUUGAGAAAGUGACUCACAAAUUGGAUGGACUACAGAGCCAAAUUAUGGUUUUAAUGAACAGAGCAUUUCUCCACCUUGGUCAGAAUAAUUUUGCAGAAGCUCAUCGAUUUUUCACAGAAAUUUUAAGGAUCGACUCAUCAAAUGCUGUGGCUAAUAACAAUGCUGCUGUUUGUCUUCUUUAUCUGGGAAAACUGAAGGAUUCCCUCCGGCUUCAGCAGGACCCUAAACAUUACCUACACGAGAGUGUUCUCUUCAACUUGACAACUAUGUAUGAACUGGAGUCAUCUCGCAGUAUGCAGAAGAAGCAGGCGCUUUUAGAGGCUGUAGCUGUCAAAGAGGGCGAUAGCUUUAAUACUCAGUGUCUCAAGUUAGGAUAGAUCAUUUCCAACUAAUCUUUUCCAGCAAGACUGAUUUUUUAAAUUGUAUAUACUCUUGCUAAUGUGUAAAUGUGAAAUAAAAUCUAUUCGGUU